AUGGCCGCAGCUACAGCAACCCCGGCGAAUGACCUAAAAUCUGCGCUUGCUUACAAACCGCAGCCUCUUAAGUUCGGUACUAGCGGUCGUCGCGGGGAAGUCAUUCACCUGACCCAGCUCGAGGUAUACACAAAUGUUGUCGCCGAGAUCCGAUAUCUGAAAUCACUUCCUCUGGCUGAAGGUGGCAUUGAAACUGGUGAUGAAUUCUUCUACGCCUACGACCGUCGUCCAAGUUCUAUCCAGCUCGACGAAAAUGGCCGAGGUGGCCUCAGUCAAGCGGUAGAACAGGCCCUGAGAGACACAGGCAUGGUUCCUGUCAGUCUAGGGCCGAUCCCUACUCCUGCUCUCACGUGCUGGGCUCUGCACAAGGGUAAGGGCAGCAUCAUGGUGACUGGAAGCCACAUCCCGUUCGAUCGCAACGGAUAUAAACUCAACACCUCCAAAGGCGAGCUCAUGAAGAAGGAUGAGCAACCCAUCAAUGACCAGGUCGCACGGUUCCGUGAAGAGAUCCUGUCAAAGCCUUUCGCUGAAAGUAUCUUUGAUGAACAGGGAGUUCUUCGCAAGAAGGAACCACUUUUAUCAAUCAUAGGGGAUGGGAGAGGAGCGUACAUCCAGCGAUAUCUAGAUUUCUUCAAGGGCGAGACUCUUGAGGGAAUGAAUCUGCUCGCAUAUCAACACUCAGCUGUCGGACGGGUUCUUUUGGUCGAGAUCUUUGAAGCACUGGGCGCCAAAGUCACUCCUGUUGGCCGAAGUGACACUUUCGUCCCAAUAGAUACCGAAGCCAUAGACCAAGCCCAGCUUGACACACUUCAAGAUCUUUGGAGCAAAUCUGGUCAACAGAAGAUAGAUGCUAUCAUCUCUACCGAUGGCGACAGCGAUCGUCCACUUAUUCUUGCUCCAGAGGGUGAUAAGCUUCGAUUUUUUGGUGGUGAUAUUUUGGGCAUGAUCGUUGCAGAGUUUCUCAACAUCGACUCGGCUGUCGUCCCGAUCAGCAGCAACGAUGCGAUAGAUCGCGGACCAUUAGCUGCUGUCACCGAGCCGAAGACCAAGAUCGGAAGUCCCUACGUGAUUUCUGGCAUGCAACGCGCCAUCUCCAAGGGUCGCAGCCGUGUCUGUGGAUGGGAAGCCAACGGUGGCUUCCUGACAGGUUGCGACCUCGAACGCAAUGGAAACGUGCUGACCGCCCUCCCAACCCGCGAUGCUUUUCUACCUCUCCUGUGCGCCCUGUUCGCAGCGAAGAAUCGCAAGAUAACACUACCAGAGCUUUUCGAUACGCUCCCUCGUCGGUUCAGCCGGGCCUCCCUCCUACGAAAAUUCCCUCGAGCCACAGCGUUGAAGAUCAUCCAGAAGUUCUCACCGUCCGAUCCCAACAUCCAGGACAUUACCUACGCGUCAGACGGCGUUUCGGCUCGAGACUUUGAGCAAGCAACGCUUGAGGUCAAAGAUCCCGAGAAGUUUCAACAGAUUCGCAGUGGGCUACAGACCGUCCUCUCCACAGAGUUUGGAUUCACCGAGAUCACUCGGAUUAUCUACACCGACGGGGUGCGCAUCCUUUUCAGCAAUGGCGAUGUUGCCCACGUCCGUCCAUCUGGGAACGCGGAUGAGCUGCGUAUCUACUCCGUUGCUGAUACGCAGGAGCGUGCCGAUUUCAUUGCCAGCCAGGGAGUUGCUGAGCCAGAUGGUUUUCUCAGACGCCUAGAGCGCAUGGUGUGA
This is a messenger RNA of Drepanopeziza brunnea f. sp. 'multigermtubi' MB_m1, 1713 nucleotides long. RefSeq lists its product as uncharacterized. NCBI's taxonomy places the organism in Eukaryota, Fungi, Ascomycota, Leotiomycetes, Helotiales, Drepanopezizaceae. The record is from RefSeq and is a predicted model, not a curated record. Gene Ontology annotation, molecular function: magnesium ion binding; phosphomannomutase activity. Gene Ontology annotation, biological process: carbohydrate metabolic process.